UCACCUCUCAUCACAUUUGUAGGAAAACAGUAAGGAGAUGGAGGAGAUGGAGGAGAUGGAGGAGAUGCCGUACUCAGACAAUUGCAGUGAUCUAACUACAUUCUGGGAUAGACACCGAAGAACCUGUGUUCCUUGUGAAAGAAAACCUGGACAUGAAGUUAACCCUAAUUGUGGACGCGACGAUGAAGGUGGGAUCCACCAGGCAGUCUUCAGAAAAUGCAAACCCAACACUUUCAACAACGGGACCUCAUUUUACUGUCAGAACUGUUCCCUCUGUCCUCCUGGCAGUUCUGUACUGAAAUUGUGUACAUUAACGUCUGACACCAUUUGUCAGGAAAGAAGUAGAAACGAGUUGACAACAGUGGCUUUCUCGAAAUCUGCAGACACUCUUGCCGCCACAACGUCAUUCAGCCCUGCAGCAACGACAACGACAUACAAUACAGCCAUCAGUCAGGAUAAAGGAAGUCCGCAGACUACUGCUCUGUGUGAGUUACAUACACUUGAGUCUCCAUUUUUUGUUGCCAAAAUGGAACUUAAAAUCUUCUUGUUGUUUUUUGAAGGGGCAGUACCAAUAAUAAUCAUCUUUGUCAUCCUGCUGGCUGCUGCUGUUUGUGCUUUGAAACUGAAAAAAAGAAGAGGUCUGUUAAAAAGCGUGUGCUACAAAAGAAGAACAUCGUAUAAGAAUGAAGGUUUUAACCCCAUCUCUACCCCUGGCACCAACAGCGAGGAGGUGGAGGACAUUCUCAAUGACAAAAUCCUGUCAGCACCUUUACACACAGUUCUGGAUGAUCUUGAUGUUUUGGAAGAGUUGGUGAUUCUGCUGGAUCCAGACAUUCAGGGAAUAAAGAACACAAAGCAUCUGGCAUCUUACUGCUCCUUCCCCUCUACCUGGAUCACUUACGCUUACUCCAUGAAGGAGAGUAAAAGCCCCCUGAAAGCUGUGCUGGAGGGGGUCACCAGCAAACAGCCUGACUGGACUGUGGGCCACCUGGCCAAUCUGCUCAGACAAAUGGAUCGCAAUGAUGCCAUCGCUGUUCUCGCAAAACUCCAACCCAGUCAUUUUCAUUAUUUUUAAAUCUAACUUUACAUGUUCAGUGGAGAAAAAAAAAUCCUAUGUUUGAGAAGUACUUUUUGGUUUUUCCCAUUAUUUCUUCACUUUUUAUGAAGUAGUAAUCAGUAAUCCAUGACUUAUGUUUCUCUGGCCUACAAUUACGAUGUGACAGAGACCCCUUUCUCUUGCUUUCAAUUCUUGUUAAAAGUGAGAAAAAAAGAUAAGAGAACAUGCUGUUCAUGGGAGGCAGACGUGUUUUGAUCUUCAGAAAUCUGGACAUGGGUAAAGGAAAGUCUACUGGUACUAAAAGCAAUUAUUAUAAUGCUUAAAACAUCUGGAACUGUAUCACACAAAGCCAAAGGAGGACCAAAGUUUGUCUUGGAAGCACACAGAGUAAGCAGGGUGUGGAACGGAGGGGACAAAACAAGUCUUUAUAGUUCAUGGUUUAGUUUUCUCUGCCAGAAAAUGGGUCUUAAACAUUAUUGGGGAACACCCGAUUUAAUGUCAAAGUACAUUUCUGAACAUGUUUUUUUCCACUUAAUGAAUGUUGCCAAAUCAGUGGUGAGAUUAUUGCCCUGCAAAUAAACAGGAAUUUAAGGCUUGUUUAAGGUCUUAACCACAUCGCCAAAAACACUGGGUUGCUGAAACCCUUUGCUUUCGCCUUUUUUUGUGUGGCUUCAGUUACAGCCUACAGGAAUGCAUGAUUGUUUUCAUAAUGAGCAGCUCAGGUUAGUUUUUUUAAAACACGUUCACUUCUAUAUACGCUCAAGCAAUAACUACAGUGUACAAAGAAUGUAAAACAGUACAUUUCAUUCCAUUAUCUUUGUGUGUUUGGGAUGUCAUAUUGUAUGUCACAAUAAACAAUAAAAUAUGUUCAAACAUCUUAA
Messenger RNA from Girardinichthys multiradiatus, 1938 nucleotides. RefSeq names its product IGF-like family receptor 1 (gene igflr1). The transcript is spliced from 7 exons. Gene Ontology annotation, molecular function: protein binding. The record is from RefSeq and is a predicted model, not a curated record. The coding region runs from base 38 to 1075 and encodes 345 amino acids. NCBI's taxonomy places the organism in Eukaryota, Metazoa, Chordata, Actinopteri, Cyprinodontiformes, Goodeidae.